UUCAUCAAAACGAACGUUGACCCCGCCCGCGGUUUGUUAAACAGCGUUGACGUGUCUGUGUAUAAAAAUAAGCGCACACAGGUCAGCUAGCUAGCUUUCAGUGUAGCCUGACGUUCCAGUGAAGUCGUUUAGCACGAAUCUAUUUAGCUCGGUUCGGCAUGGCGGAGGGGAGCGGGAACGUUAACGUCGGUCCGUCCAACCUCCCUCCGGGAGACCCGCAGCUCAUCGCCAUGAUUGUGGAGCACCUGAAGAACCGCGGGCUGUUUGACGAGUUCCGGCGGGACUGCCUGGCCGACGUCGAUACGAAGCCUGCUUAUCAGAACCUGCGGCAGAAAGUUGACAACUUUGUCACGUCUCAGCUGAGCACACAGGACUGGAACCCGUCCAUCAACAAGAACCAGAUGAGGAAUGGACUCAGACAGAGCGUUGUUCAAUCGGGGAUGCUGGAGUCUGGAGUGGACAGGAUCAUCACUCAGGUCGUAGACCCCAAAAUGAACCACACUUUCCGGCCACACAUAGAAACUGCCAUACAUGAUUUCCUGUCAGGGGACCGGAAGGAGGAAAACACCCAGAGUGGUAACUCUGCACCGUCUGAGCAGACAGAAGUGCAAGAGACCCUGUCUGCCUCUGGUCCCAAAACCCCCGUCAAAGGUCAGAGAAAGGCCCGCUUCAACAGUCCAGUUCGGCUUCGAUCAGUGUGGAACAUGCAGGCCAACCUGUCCAAAGAGUGUUUGCUGCUUUUUCUGCUCCUGGCCUGUCAACAGGUGCUGAACGUGGAUCCGUAUGAUGUCCAGGAGAAACAAGCGAGCCAGGCCAAAAGACGUCUGUCGCUGCAGAGCACAGCUGAGAUCCAGAGCUGUCUGGUGAGUUCAGGGGAUGUUGGCUGUGGGAUGUUUCAGUGUUUCAGCAACAACUCCUGUGAAAUCCAGGGGCUGCACCACAUCUGUCUCACUCUGCUGCACAACGCCGGCCGCUACGACUCACAGGGAAAGUCAUUUGUGAAGGAUGCGUUGCGGUGCAUGGCGCUGGGACUGCGGCAACGCUUUAGCUGUGUGAGUCGCCGGUGCUCUGCAGUAAAAGAGAUGGUGUCCUCGCUCCAGAGAGAGUGCUACUCCAAACACCAGCUCUGCCUGGCAGUACGGGACCACAUGGACACCAUGGGCAGCCUGGUCCAAUUCCACCUGAUGUUUCCCCCGGGACCAUACGUGGAGCUGAUGAACUUCUUGCUGAAGUGUGGAGAGGAGGUCAGGUUGUGGGUUGCUCGGCGUUUGCGUGGGCAGUGCGAGCAACACUGGGGGGCGCUGUGCAGCUUUGGUGCCACUUGUUCUUUAGACCAAUCAGAUGCUCCACAGGACACCCCUUCCCCACCACCCACUGCACCUUGGCCUAUCACUGCUCAAGGGACACUGCAGCAGCCAACUGGAGUGGCUGAACCAGAUAACGGUAGUGCACUCAUUAAGAUCGACAAUGCAACUGAAUCCGGCCUAGAGGUGUCCGAGAAAUCCAACGUUUCUGCUUCAUAAAGAAACAGGCGAGUCGCGCAGAGGUGCAGACAGGGUACACAAAGAUCAUGCACUUAUUACUAUAGUAUUAAAGUAGUGGUAGUAGUAGAAGUUUUAUCAGAGUAUUCAGUGUAGUAUUGCUGGUGAAAGCAAUACAACAUAACUUAUUUAAUCUGUUGGAUAUGUGUGCUAUAUGAAUAUUUUUCUUUACAUUUGACUUUGUACAAGAAUGAAAACCAAUGAUCUACCUCACUACAACAUCACAGUAAUCCACAGUGUCUGUCUCCUUCAGCAAAGGGCAGGGACACGCGAGUGAACAUUACAGGGAAUUUGUGUCUAGCUCAAGUGCAGCUGAUAGCUCAAAGUCAGUAUUCUACCUAUUUAAGUUUUUGUAUUUAUGAGGAUUAUGUUAUGUUAUGCACAGUAUAGUUGACACAUUGUCAAACAUUAUCUUGUAGACCGUCGGGGUGCAGUCUGCAGGAAGGGAAGCACUCUUUGGUUAUGACGUGUCAUAAACGUGUAUUUUUGACGUUCUACUUGAACAAUCACAUUUCAGACAGAUCCCAGGUAUCAAGCUAUGUUUUGUAAGUUUUUAUUUAAAUUUAUCUAAAAAUACAUUUGUAAGCUUUUUGAUUGAAAUGAAAUAAACUACAAUGAUGUCACUGGACAGAGAGAA
Messenger RNA from Larimichthys crocea (large yellow croaker), 2178 nucleotides. RefSeq lists its product as uncharacterized. Lineage: Eukaryota; Metazoa; Chordata; Actinopteri; Sciaenidae. The transcript is spliced from 8 exons. The record is from RefSeq and is a predicted model, not a curated record. Bases 159 to 1523 code for a protein of 454 amino acids. Gene Ontology annotation, cellular component: extracellular region. Gene Ontology annotation, molecular function: hormone activity.